This is a messenger RNA of Cheilinus undulatus (humphead wrasse), 2825 nucleotides long. It is a transcript of the gene mfap1, whose product is annotated as microfibril associated protein 1. Gene Ontology annotation, biological process: mRNA splicing, via spliceosome. Gene Ontology annotation, molecular function: RNA binding. The record is from RefSeq and is a predicted model, not a curated record. The transcript is spliced from 8 exons. The coding region runs from base 108 to 1433 and encodes 441 amino acids. Gene Ontology annotation, cellular component: U2-type spliceosomal complex. NCBI's taxonomy places the organism in Eukaryota, Metazoa, Chordata, Actinopteri, Labriformes, Labridae.
UCAGCCAGUUAGACUUCCGUUAGCUUGAAGCGACGACGAGCUCACGGUUGUCUGAUUAAAACACUAAUUUCUCCUGUUAUUUAGGUUAUACCUUCGACCAGGCAGUCAUGUCUAGUCGCGAAGCCCUCAACAUGAAGCUACCGCCGAUCCAGUCCACGGCCGGAGCCGUGCCGGUCCGGAAUGAUAAAGGUGAGCUGUCCAUGGAGAAGGUAAAGGUGAAGAGGUACGUGUCCGGUAAACGUCCAGACUAUGCACCCAUGGAGUCAUCAGAUGAGGAGGAGGAGGACUUUCAGUUUGUGAAGAAGGGGAAGGAGAUGGAGCCUGAGAUGGAACUGGAGGAAGAGGAGGUCUCUGACCCACGUCUUAGACGCUUGCUCAACCGUGUCUCUGAGGAUGUGGAGGAGAGGCUGGCGAGACACAGACAGAUUGCAGAGCCUGAAGUUGUAGCUGAAAGCAGCGAAGACUCUGAUGAAGGCACGUGGCACCCAGAGCGCGAGGAGAGCAGCGAUGAAGAAGAGGAAGAAGAAGAAGAAGUGGAUGAUGAGGAAAUUGAGCGCAGACGAGCAAUGAUGCGUCAGCGAGCCAUUGAGCGUAAGAAUGAAGAGAUGGAGGUGAUGGAGGUGGAGGAGGAAGGGAAGUCAGGGGAGGAGUCAGAGUCUGAGUCUGAAUAUGAAGAAUACACAGACAGCGAGGAUGAAGCAGAACCUCGACUCAAACCUGUCUUCAUACGAAAGAAGGACAGAGUCACAGUGGCAGAGCGUGAAGCAGAGGAACAGAGGCAGAGAGAGCUGGAUGCCGAGGUGAAGAGGCAGGCGGAGGAGCGGCGGCGCUACACCCUCAAGAUCGUAGAGGAGGAAGCCAAGAAGGAGUUUGAGGAAAACCGACGCACGCUGGCCGCUCUGGAAGGUCUGGACACUGACGGGGAGAAUGAGGAGGAGGAAUACGAAGCCUGGAAGGUCAGAGAGCUGAAACGCAUCAAGAGGGACCGAGAGGCACGAGAAGUCAUGGAGAAGGAGAAGGCAGAGAUCGAGAGAUUCCACAGCCUGACGGAGGAGGAGCGCAGAGCUGAAAUCCGAAACAGCGGCAAAUUAAUCACCAACAAAGCCAGCAAAGGGAAAUACAAGUUCCUGCAGAAGUACUACCACAGAGGAGCCUUCUUCAUGGAUGAAGAGGAGGACGUGUACAAGAGAGACUUCAGUGCACCGACUCUGGAGGAUCACUUCAACAAAACCAUUUUACCCAAAGUCAUGCAGGUCAAAAACUUUGGUCGUUCUGGACGCACCAAGUACACUCACCUGGUGGAUCAGGACACCACGUCGUUUGACUCUGCAUGGGCACAGGAGAGCGCUCAGAACAGCAAAUUCUUCAAACAGAAGGCAGCAGGCGUGAGGGACGUGUUUGACCGGCCCACAGUGAAGAAGAGGAAGACUUAAGAUGUAAUACAUGCAGCUCCAUCUCUGUUCAGUCUCUGAAGCUGCACGGCGCUCCAGAUAAAGUCCGUUACCUCCAUGUCAGGAUAAGAAAAGACUGCUCUGAUAAAAUGUAUCUAUCAGGAAGAUUUUUUUCAACAUCAGUUUGUUUAAAGACAGAAAAUACAAGGAGCAGGUGUUUUAGACUUAUUAAUGACCACAAUAUUUUAAUGAGGGCUAAUGGCUGCAAAUAGGGCUUAGAUUACUCUAAAUUAUUCGGCAUUCUGCAUUUGAGGCUGGCUACCCACGAGAUGAUUUUCAAAUCUUGAAUCAGAUGUGACUCAAGAAGAAAAACAAACAUACAGGACGAUGGAUUUUGUUGACAAGACGUCCUUUUGCCACUAAAUAUGUUGAGAAGAAAAUGGGUAAAAUCCUGUCUGAGAAAGCAGUGUAGUUUGUUUGUGAGCUGCAAAGGAUGCAACAUCCCAUUAGAGAUGUUUCCUGGUCUACUUGCUGCCAUUGUUUAUUGUGGAUGCUCUGUUGGAGACGGCUUGAUCUGGAUUUGUAGAUAUCAAAGAAUCGUAUCAACACCACUGAAGGAUUGUUUGUACUAAUGGUUGAUCACAGCAUAGCUCAAAUCGGGCCAUGUCCAAUGAUCGUUUCAGGGGGAAGUUGAGCUUAAAAUCAUUAAGUACAUAGCUAGACUAAAGCCUGAUUUAUGCUUCUUUGUCAAAGCUACGCAGUAGCCCACAACAUAGGUAUGAGAAGGAACCCUGAACCCUACAGAGGCCUGUGCUUGUAGCUGGCGUGCAUCUUCUCAAAAGUGUAUCCAUGUCAGACGUUGACUACAAGCCUUGUUUGGUCUGCUGAGUUGCACUGGAGAUUAACAGUAAUGCCUACAGCCAUAUUUUAAGUACUCUGCUGCGAGAUCAAUGCCUGCAAAUAUCAGACGUCAUCCAUGUCUCUCUGUGGCCAAAUGAGUGCAGAAAUUCCCGUCCUCUGCCUCAGCUGAUCCAGCAGACGUACCUUCCAUCUUCUAUAACUGCAGAAUCAACUGCUGAUCAGUAUUUCAUAAUUCCAACAUAAUAUGCUCUGUUGUAGCCAACAUGGUUUCCUGUAAAAACUGGUAGGAAAUGUGGCCGCAGGAUCGGGAACUGGCCUUAAAAUCGCACCGUUGAGUACAUGUUGUGGACGUACCAUUGCACAUGCAUGUAGUGCUCAUAACUCUCAGUAAAAUCCCCUUUGUAUGAAAUACUAAGGUUUGUGACUUUUGGUACACUUAGCAGCCAGAUCAAGUUGCAUUCAUAUUGUAACAUAAUACACAGAUCCUUGUGCUGAUUCUGUUUUUUUCCCUCACUUUUGUCAAACCAGUGCUGUUUUAACUUCCUUUUUUGUGAAUAAAAAUUUGUAUUUUGA